AUGACCACCGCAACCAAGAGAAAGAGAAUCUCAUCUGGUUUAGUUGUUGCUCAGAAGGUCUUUGUGAGAUCCAGAAAUGGUAAUGCACUGAAAGUAGUGAGAGAACACUACCUAAGAGAAGACAUUCCUUGUAACAGUAAAGGAUGUGAAAUUUGUGCAAAUCUAUACGUUGCAGGCCCAACUGGAGAAAUCCCGCACCCUGUUUUAUCUAGUGAUCCAUUGAAUAUUAAAUCAGAAAAAAUUGGUAAACAUUACCUUGUUAUUGAUACAAACAUAGUUCUUAAUGCAAUUGAUAUAUUGGAAAACGAUAAAGUUUUUUACGAUGUGAUAAUUCCCCAGACUGUGUUGAAUGAAGUACGUAAUCAAAGUUAUCCAAUAUACAUGAGGCUUAGAACUUUAACAAAAAAUGAAGAUAAACGAUUUGUGGUGUUCCAUAACGAAUUCAAGGCUUCCACUUACCUUGAUAGAAAAACAGGCGAGACGAUAAACGAUUACAACGAUAGAUUAAUUAGAGAAACUGCAAAGUUUUAUAACUUGCAUCUAUCUCCAACUGGUAUUAAAACACUACUCAUUACCGGAGACAAGGCUAACAAACUGUUAGCAGCAAAAGAUAAUAUCAUGGCUUUCACGGUUCAUGAAUACAUCAACUUAUUACCAAAUUCUGAAGAAUUGAAAGAUAUUCUACCAUCCACUGAAUCCUUUGAUAAAAGCAUCAAUGAAAUCAAGUACCCCGAAUACUACACAUCUGCUAGACUUAUGGGUGGUAUCAAAAACGGUAGUUUAUAUCAGGGUAACAUUAGCGUCUCAUCUUAUAACUUUUUGGAGGGCACUGUCUCUAUUCCUAGCAUGCCUAAACCACUCUUAAUUUUAGGGAGAGAAAAUCUAAAUAGGGCGUUCAACGGAGACCAAGUUGUUGUUGAACUUUUACCUAAAAAUAAGUGGAAAAAGCCAUCAACAGAGAUUAUUGAUGAAGAAAUAGUUAACAAAGAUGGUGUUGGUGAUGACGAUGAUAAAGAGCUCAUUAUAUCAGAUAAAGAAAGAAAGUUACUUACUCAAGAGGCAAUCAAAGCUCAAGGUGCAGAAAGUGAAGAAGAAAGGAUUGUUCCAACAGGAAGAGUUGUUGGUAUAAUCAAAAGAAGCUGGAGAUUAUAUGUCGGACAAUUGUCUCCAAGUAGUGUCAGAAAAGAUGAGGUAGUCAGUAAUGCUCCUAAAAAUGUGUUUGUCAUUUUGAUGGAUAGAUCAUUACCCAAGAUUAGGAUCAGAACUAGACGGGCUAAAGAAUUGAUUGGCAAGAGAAUUGUAGUUGCCAUCGACAGUUGGGAGUCCAAUUCCAAAUUUCCGAGCGGACAUUUUGUCAGGACCUUAGGAGAGAUAGAAGAUAAGGAUGCAGAGCAAGAGGCUUUAUUGCUUGAACAUGACGUUGAAUAUAGGCCAUUCUCAAAGAAUGUGUUGGCUUGUCUUCCAAAAGAAGGACAUGAUUGGAAGGUACCUGAAAAUUUGGACAUUAGUGAUCCGCAAUUGAAAAAGAGAAGAGAUCUAAGAGAUAGGUUGAUUUGCUCUAUUGACCCUCCUGGGUGUGUUGAUAUUGAUGAUGCCUUACAUGCUAAAAGAUUACCAAAUGGUAAUUAUGAGGUGGGUGUCCAUAUUGCAGAUGUUACUCAUUUUGUUAAGGCCGGGACACCAUUAGAUCAAGAGGGUGCUUCCAGGGGUACGUCUGUCUAUCUUGUUGAUAAAAGAAUUGAUAUGUUGCCAAUGUUGCUAGGUACAGACUUGUGUUCUUUGAAGCCCUAUGUCGACAGGUUUGCGUUUUCGGUACUGUGGGAAAUGGAUGAGGAAGCAAAUAUCAUUAAUGUUGAAUUUACAAAGUCAAUUAUAAAAUCAAGAGAAGCUUUUGCAUACGAACAAGCACAAUUGAGAAUUGAUGAUGAGAGCCAACAAGAUGAGUUAACUAAGGGUAUGAGAAUCCUCUUAAAGCUGUCCAAAAGGCUAAAACAAAAAAGAUUGGAUGCUGGUGCUUUGAACUUAGCUUCUCCUGAAGUUAAAGUUCACACCGACAGUGAAACCUCCGAUCCAAAUGAAGUGGAAAUUAAGAAACUUUUGGACACGAAUUCCUUGGUUGAAGAAUUUAUGUUGUGUGCUAAUAUCUCUGUUGCGAGAAAAAUAUACGAAGCUUUCCCACAGGUUGCAAUGUUGCGUCGUCAUGCAGAACCGCCAGCCACUAAUUUUGAGCAGUUAAAUGACGUUUUACGUAUAAAGAAGGGGUUGUCUAUUUCAACCGAAAGUAGCAAAUCGUUAGCUGACUCCUUGGAUAGAUGUGUUGAUCCAAAAGAUCCAUACUUCAACACAUUAAUUAGAAUUAUGGCUACUAGAUGUAUGAUGGCAGCGGAGUAUUUUGCUGCCGGUAAUUUCAGUUAUUCAGAAUUCAGGCACUAUGGUUUGGCUGUUGAUAUCUACACUCACUUCACGUCACCAAUUCGUAGGUACUGUGAUGUUGUAGCUCAUAGACAAUUAGCAGCAGCUAUUGAUUAUGAACCGCUUCACGAAAUCCAUAUGGAUAAAAAUAAAAUGGAUUUGGUUGUUAAGAAUAUCAAUAAACGUCACAGAAAUGCCCAGUUUGCCGGUAGAGCAAGUAUUGAAUACUAUGUCGGUCAAGUCAUGAAGAAUAACCAAAGUGAUCAAGAGGGUUAUGUAAUAAAAGUGUUUUCCAACGGAAUUGUCAUUCUUGUUCCUAAAUAUGGAGUUGAAUCAUUGAUCAAAUUAGAAGUCAUGGGUGAUGUGAACUCUGCAGUGUUUGACGAAGACAACUAUAGCUUAAGCUUUGUUGACAAAUCCGGCUCAAAAAGAUCUGUGUCUGUUUUUGAUAAAGUUGAUGUUUCUAUUGAAUCCAUACUAGACGACUUUACUGGUAAAAGACGGGUUCAACUGUAUUUGAAAUAG
Messenger RNA from Pichia kudriavzevii, 2937 nucleotides. RefSeq lists its product as uncharacterized. The coding region runs from base 1 to 2937 and encodes 978 amino acids. Gene Ontology annotation, cellular component: cytoplasmic exosome (RNase complex); nuclear exosome (RNase complex). The transcript has a single exon. Gene Ontology annotation, biological process: rRNA catabolic process. NCBI's taxonomy places the organism in Eukaryota, Fungi, Ascomycota, Pichiomycetes, Pichiales, Pichiaceae. The record is from RefSeq and is a predicted model, not a curated record. Gene Ontology annotation, molecular function: 3'-5'-RNA exonuclease activity; endonuclease activity; RNA binding.